Molecule: messenger RNA, 1093 nt
Organism: Arabidopsis thaliana (thale cress)
Lineage: Eukaryota; Viridiplantae; Streptophyta; Magnoliopsida; Brassicales; Brassicaceae
Gene: RAB11c
Product: RAB GTPase 11C
Exons: 2
Coding region: 245-898 (217 amino acids)
Cellular component (GO): Golgi apparatus; endosome membrane
Molecular function (GO): GTP binding; GTPase activity
Source: RefSeq, marked reviewed
GGUUAAGCUCUAAUUACUUUCCCUUUUAUUAGCAUGUAUAAAUGAAUUACAUAUAUGUAGGCUUUUUUAGUAAGCCCAACUUGACAAGAAAAGGUCUUCGUCGUUGGGCAAUAACAAGCCGAGAAGGUUGAAUAGAGAAGAUCCAAGGGGAAAGAGAAAUUAAAUUAUUUAUUUAUUUCUGUCAUCUUCUCCUUUUCUAUUUCAAAAUCCCAAAUCUAAAGCACUCCUCGAGAAAAGUGUAACAAUGGCGAGAAGACCGGACGAAGAAUACGACUACUUGUUUAAAGUGGUUUUGAUCGGAGACUCCGGUGUCGGCAAGUCUAAUCUCCUCUCUAGAUUCACUCGCAACGAGUUCUGCUUAGAAUCCAAAUCCACCAUUGGUGUCGAAUUCGCUACUCGUACUCUCCAAGUGGAAGGAAGGACUGUGAAAGCUCAGAUAUGGGACACGGCUGGGCAAGAACGAUACAGAGCCAUAACUAGCGCCUAUUACAGAGGUGCACUUGGAGCUCUUUUGGUCUAUGAUGUCACCAAGCCAACAACGUUUGAGAAUGUAAGCAGGUGGUUAAAAGAACUAAGAGACCAUGCAGAUUCCAAUAUAGUGAUCAUGUUGAUUGGGAACAAGACAGAUCUGAAGCAUCUCAGAGCAGUUGCCACAGAGGAUGCUCAGAGCUAUGCAGAGAAAGAAGGCUUAUCUUUCAUCGAGACAUCGGCUCUCGAGGCAUUAAACGUAGAAAAGGCUUUUCAGACGAUUCUCUCGGAGGUUUAUAGGAUCAUCAGCAAGAAGUCGAUAUCUUCAGACCAGACAACUGCAAAUGCCAACAUCAAGGAAGGCCAAACAAUUGAUGUGGCUGCUACUUCUGAAUCAAACGCUAAGAAGCCUUGUUGCUCAUCGUCUUGAAAGGCUUUGUUUGUGUUGCACUUAAAAAAAGCCAAAUAUCUAUGAGACUUUAUUUCAAGGCUUGCGUUGUAUUUGUUUUCUUUCUUUUUUCUGUUGUUGAUAAUAUAACUCAAAGAUAAUUUUUUAUAUCAAUUGUGGAGUUCGGAAUCGUUCACACAAAACAAAUUUUGGAAACGAAAAAUAUUUUUAGGGAAU